AUGAUGGUGCCCAUCCACGACGGCGAGGACAAAAAGGGCACACGGAGCGAAACUCUCCUACACACAUACCUCAAUGUACUCUGCGCAGACGAUCUCUGUACAGAACCUGCUGGCGCUGAUCAGCUGAUGAAUAGUCGGGCCGCUCCCGACAUCGAGCAGGCGACUUCCCGGUUUCAGACGACCUACACAACAUUGAGAAGGUCCAGCUGUCUCACCAUGGAUGCCGUAACCUUUGUCGUCCUAGUCCUGCUGACUGGACCAGCCGUUCAGUCCGCAGACGUACCGUGCAGGACGUUCGAAGAAAUCUACCCCACCGGGAAGGAGCUGUGCGAGAAGAUGUGGGACGACGCCUUCGUGUACGAGACGAACCUCAGCGUGGCCUUCACCAUGUGGUUCUUUGAAGCCGAGAAUCCAAAUAACAAAGUGGCUGAGAGACUCGGAUGGUCCUCACCGGUUGAUGACUGUCAUUUAGAGUACUUUCAUAAGGAAGCUCCAGGACCAGAACCAGACAACUUCACGGAGUGCCAUCCUUGGAAGGACUACUCCUGCUGUCACCAGGACACGGUGUCCUCCGUACAGAAGAUCAAGGAAGCGUACGGCAAGGAAUGGCACUGGGACCGGUGCGGUCCCCUCAGUUCUGCCUGUGAGCGCUUCUUCGUGCAGGAGGCCUGCCUGUACGAAUGUGAACCGAACGCAGGUUUUUACCGGAAAUUCCCGGACCACGUCUACAACGACUCGGAUCCGAACCACAACAAGUGGCAGAUGGAGGGAAUGCCCAUCCGCGCUGACUACUGUGACGCCUGGUUCAGAGCGUGUCGGUACGACCGCUUCUGUGCAGCGGACAGUGGGAGCUAUAGUUCAUGUGCCAGGGAGUACGCCAAAGUUGAUAACACAGGGGAUAACGGGGGAAACGCUGGGCUUAUUGCAGGGGUAGUCGUGGCUUGUGUGAUUGUGGCAGUGCUGAUUGGUACUCUUGGUUAUUUCAUUUUCCGAGAGAGAAAGGGCCAACCUGUGUUCAACAAACUGGAGGCCGAAUAAUAAAAAUGUUCCGUAACGUCGAAAGUAUCACGUUCCAUGAGCAUAUGUACGUACAUACAUCAGUUUUACUCAAGUAAACUAUAAGUGCAGGAUACUAGCAGUAUAAAUGAAAUGAAAUAAGAAUAUUGUAAAAGGUAAACUGGGAUGUUCUGUAUACCAAAAGUUACAUGACAAAACGAUUGAUUGAAUCGUUGUUACCCGCGGUCAUAACAACCAGAAGAUACAGUGUUGAACAGAAGCGGGGAAAUUUGGGCACUUUUUUUGGUGACCCUCUCAAGUAAGUAGGCCUCGUGCUUGUUCUAUGAGUUCAUAAUGAUAAUGAAUUUGACACCAUUGGAAAGAAAAUCACACAAGCUUUCUAUUGAUAUAUAAUACACAGAAAUAUGAUCAACCGAAGUUGAUAUUCCAAACUUUUUGUGCCGAGUUUUUAUAGGUGCAGGAUACUGGCAGUACGUAGGCAGUAUUAAGGAAACACAAUUCACAGAGAAAUUGCCAUUUUGGCUUCGUUCAUUUUGUCAUCUAAAAUAAUAACAACAUAAGAUGCUAUAUAUGCGUUGCUAUUUUUCUAAACUUAAUUAGUUUUGGGUAAGGUUCCAAAUGGCUACAGACCCAUGUAUGAUGCACAGCAUAGUCCUAUUCUCUUCAUCCACCAAGUUACACGUAUUUUGAUAAACUGUGUAAUUUCAACUUUUACUUGACAGUUAAUAUACAUGUGGUAAUUUGAAUUGAAUACAAUAUCUUCAUUGAAAAACGUUAUGUCCAGUGCUGAAAAGCAAAGCUUACCUGAUCUAAAGCUUAUGAGUUUUAAGUAUGCACUAAUUGUCAUUUUAGAAAGCUUACCUGGACAACAUGGCUGAAUUGUAUGAAUGAUAAUUUGUAAAUUACCUACGUGAUCUACAGUUAGUUGUAAGUAUGUUAUAUCAUCUAUAAAAAGCUUGCAAUUCAAGUUUUAAAAAAUACGUUCAUGUUGAAAAUGGGCAGAUCACAAAUAUUAAAACAAGAGUGGAUCUCCAUUUUAUCGCAACCACCAGUCAUUAGAUUACUCCAUAUUGUCCACUUUUCAAAAGGCUUCCACUUGAUUACUUUUGACUUCACUUCAGCUAAGGCUAAUUUUGUUUACAGUCUGCUUUUUUUUAACAAACAGAUCUGGAUAUUCUAGAAGUGUGCCUGUUACUCUCGACUUGACCUAUGAGCUAUGACCUAUGACAAAUGCUUUAAAAGUGUGUAAGAUUAAAUGGUUUCUAUGUUAUACAG
This is a messenger RNA of Branchiostoma floridae (Florida lancelet), 2292 nucleotides long. RefSeq lists its product as uncharacterized. The record is from RefSeq and is a predicted model, not a curated record. The transcript has 5 exons. Gene Ontology annotation, cellular component: external side of plasma membrane. Gene Ontology annotation, molecular function: riboflavin transmembrane transporter activity; riboflavin binding; signaling receptor activity. Lineage: Eukaryota; Metazoa; Chordata; Leptocardii; Amphioxiformes; Branchiostomatidae. Bases 1 to 1038 code for a protein of 345 amino acids.